Messenger RNA from Amphibalanus amphitrite, 8732 nucleotides. Its product is annotated as rootletin-like. Lineage: Eukaryota; Metazoa; Arthropoda; Thecostraca; Balanomorpha; Balanidae. Gene Ontology annotation, molecular function: microtubule binding; ATP binding; plus-end-directed microtubule motor activity. The record is from RefSeq and is a predicted model, not a curated record. Gene Ontology annotation, biological process: microtubule-based movement; mitotic cell cycle. Gene Ontology annotation, cellular component: microtubule. The annotation marks the transcript as partial. The transcript has 13 exons.
UUCGGUCGGGGUGAGGACGAUGCUCUGCUAGAUAUUUGACAAUUUUGUUAAUCGUGGUGAAGAUGUGUUUCAAUAAAGGGGCAUAAAAGCUUUAUGGUCGAUUUGAGCGCUAAUCUGCCUGGUGGCUUUAGUUAAACGAGAAUAUGACCGAUUGCAACAUCAGUGUUUCGGUCCGUGUCCGAGAGCUCAUCAAACGCGAGUUGAACGAUGACCUCAAGAAACAUUGGAAAACAAGCGAAGAUAAAUCGUUGUUCCAGCUCGAUCCUGGGACUGGUAAUGCACUUUGUCAACCAUAUGUCUUCGACAAAGUAUAUAAUGAAGCUGCAACAAAUGCAGACGUUUAUUCAGGCACUGUUGAAGAGCUGGUCAACUCUGCAAUGGCCGGCUUCAACACUACGAUAUUCGCCUACGGUCAAACAUCAUCUGGCAAAACGCACACCAUGCUGGGCAACGACUCGGAUCCGGGCACCAUCCCGCGCGUGGUGCACCAGAUGUUCGACUGUAUCGAGCAGACGCCCGACCGCGAGUACCUGAUCCGAGUCAGCUACAUGGAAAUCUACCGAGAGGUGGUGGAUGACCUGCUGUCUGAGGGACCGCGUACCUCCAAGGGACUCCGCAUUCACGAGGAUCCGCAGGGCCAGGUGUACGUAUCCGACCUUCGUGAGCAGUGUGUCAACACGCCUGAGAUGCUGCUCAGCCUGAUGCGCCGCGGCGAGAACUUUCGCCACUUUGGCGUCACCAACAUGAACGAUCGCAGCUCGCGCAGUCACACCAUCUUCCGCAUCAUCAUCGAGUCGCGCGUGCGUGAUGAGGACGGAGAUGAGGACGCCGUGGUGGUGUCCCACCUGAACCUGGUCGACCUGGCCGGCUCGGAGCGCGCGCGGCAGACCGGAGCCACCGGAGACAGGUUCCGCGAGGGUUGUGCCAUCAACUCGUCUCUGUUCGAGCUGGGGAACGUCAUCAGCAAACUCAGCGAGGGCGCCCCCUUCAUCAACUACCGCAACAGCAAGCUGACGCGCAUCCUGCAGACGUCGCUCGGAGGCAAUGCCAAGACGGCCAUCAUCUGCACUGUGACUCCGGCCGCCAUCGAGGAGACCCACUCCACGCUGCGUUUCGCCAGCCGAGCCAAGACAAUCAAGAACAAACCGCAUAUUAACGAGGUGAUGUCCGACUCGGCUCACCUGAAGCGACUCAAGCGCGAGAUCCACGGACUGCGGGCUGAACUGCAGCAGGCCAAACAGACCAACCGCGCCACGGAGGUGGAGGAGAUGCAAAUCGCCCUGGCGGAGGAGAGCAAGCGCAACACAGAGCUGCAGGAGCGGCUGCGACAGCUCACCGAGAAGUUGGUCGUCAGCUCGGCUCCCAGCGAGAAACCGCAGCUGCUGGCCGCGUCCCAGAGGAAGAAGCGGCGGAUGACGUGGUGCGGCUUACAGCGCAGCCGCCAGAGCCUGGCACCGUUCCAGCGGCCGCUGCUGCUGCCACCUGUGGCCGAGCGGUCGGACUCGCAGUUCGCCGAGCCGCCGCCAGACGAGGCGGCCGGCUCUGUGUUCGUCGCGGACGGGGCCGGGCCCGCGCCGCCGCCGGUCAGCCGCGUCACGUGUAGGAAGCGGCGCGCAACCAGUAUGGACGCGGCGCCGCAGCACUCGCCACCCAUCAGCGUGGACGCGGCGACGCAGACGGUGGAGCUGCCCCCGCCCCCUCCGCCGCCGCUGCCAAUCGACCAGGAGGGUCGUCACCGCAAGAGGCGUCGCGCCGGCCUCCACCUGGCUGGAUCCGAGAACCGGCUAGCGCCGCUGGACGACAUAGCAGAGGAGGGACAGACGGCUGCGGCAGACGAGGGCGGCGAGGUCGAGCUGCUGCGGAAGGAGGUGGAGCAGCUACGUCAGGAGCGUCAGGAGGCCGCCAGCGCUGUCAGUCGCCUGGAGCAGGAGCUGACAGCGUCGUCUGACACCGUUUGCCGUCUAGAACAGGAACUGACAGCCUCCAAGGAGGAAGUUCAGCGGCUGUCUUCUGCCACUGAACUGGCUGACACCGUCUGCCGUCUAGAGCAGGAGCUGACAGCCUCGUCUGAUAUGGUCUGCCGUCUAGAGCAGGAGCUGACAGCCUCCAAGGAGGAAGUCCAGCGGCUGUCUUCUGCCACUGAACUAACGGACACUGUCGCCCGUCUAGAGCAGGAGCUGACAGCCUCGUCUGAUAUGGUCUGCCGUCUAGAGCAGGAGCUGACAGCCUCCAAGGAGGAGGUUCAGCGGCUGUCUUCUGCCACUGAACUAACGGACACUGUCGCCCGUCUAGAGCAGGAGCUGACAGCCUCCAAGGAGGAAGUCCAGCGGCUGUCUUCUGCCACGGAACCUACCGAAACUGUCGCCCGUCUAGAGCAGGAACUGACAGCCUCCAAGGAGGAAGUCCAGCGGCUGUCUUCUGCCACUGAACUAACGGACACUGUCGCCCGUCUAGAGCAGGAGCUGACAGCCUCGUCUGACAUGGUCUGCCGUCUAGAGCAGGAGCUGACAGCCUCCAAGGAGGAAGUCCAGCGGCUGUCUUCUGCCACGGAACCUACCGAAACUGUCGCCCGUUUAGAGCAAGAGCUGACAGCUUCGUCUAACAUGGUCUGCCGUCUAGAGCAGGAGCUGACAGCCUCCAAGGUGGAAUUCCAGCGACUGUCUUCUGCCACGGAACUUGCCGAAACGAUCUCCCGUCUAGAGCAGGAACUGACAGCCUCCAAGGAGGAAGUCCAGCGGCUGUCUUCUGCCACUGAACUUGCAGACACUGUAACCCGUCUAGAGCAGGAGCUGACAGCCUCGUCUGACAUGGUCUGCCGUCUAGAGCAAGAGCUGACGGCCUCCAAGGAGGAAGUCCAGCGGCUGUCUUCUACUACGGAACUUGCCGAAACGGUCGCCCGUUUAGAGCAGGAGCUGACAGCCUCGUCUGACAUGGUCUGCCGUCUAGAGCAGGAACUGACAGCCUCCAAGGAGGAAGUCCAGCGGCUGUCUUCUGCCACUGAACUAACGGACACUGUCGCCCGUCUAGAGCAGGAGCUGACAGCCUCGUCUGACACGGUCGCCCGUCUAGAGCAGGAGCUGACAGCCUCCAAGGAGGAAAUCCAGCGGCUGUCUUCUGCCACUGAUCUUACGGACAUCGUAACCCGUCUAGAGCAGGAGCUGACAGCGUCGUCUGACACCGUCUACCGUCUAGAGCAGGAGCUGACAGCCUCCAAGGAGGAAGUACAGCGGCUGUCUGCUACGUCGGAUAGCUCAGAGCAUGACCGAUCUUUGGCUGAAACUGUUCGUCGUUUGGAGGAAGAGCUGGCUGCCUCUAGGGCGGAGAACGAACGUCUGGCGUCCGCACUCGAGGUGCAGGCGGAACAACAGACAACCGCCUCGGCCUGCGGCACGCAUGAGCCGCAGAGUGGGAUGCCGGCUGGCGAGGAGCAGUCCGCCCUCGCCCUGCGACUAGAGGAGCAGGACCGCACGCUGCAAGCGGCCGCUGCAGACAGAGACAGACUAGCCGACACAGUGCAGCGUCUGGAAACGGAGCUGGCCGCGGCCAGGGAGGAAGGCCGUCAGCUGGUCUCUGCGUCUGAGGCUGCCGAGCUGAAAAAUACCAUCGAGCGACUCCAGUCGGAGCUGGCCGCCGCCAAAGACCAGCCACGGCCUCUUGACUCGACGUCGUCAGACGAGAAGAUGGAGACCGAUGACAAUCUGGUGGCUAACCUACGCGAAAUCAUCGUCUGUCUGCAACGGCAGUUGGCUGACGCUAAGGAAGUAACUCAGCGCGAGGCUUCCACGAGUCCCGAGACGUCCGUGCCGGCCACGGCUGAGGUACAGAAAACCAUCGCCCGUCUGCAGCAGCAGCUAGCGGCAGCUGAGGAGAGACAGCGGCUAGCGGGUGCCAUCGGAGCUCAGAAAAUGGACGUCGGAGCCGAGGAAACAGAGGCCGGAGCUCAGGAGGCGGACGCGUUAGCUCAGGAUGCGGCUUCCGGAGCUCAGGAGACGACUGUUGGAGUUGAGGAGGCGACUAUGGGAGUUGAAGAGACGGACGCUGUAGCUCAGGAGACGGAUACUGGAGCUAAGGAGACGGAUACAGGAGCCGAUGCGACGGCUGUCGGAGCUCAGAUGACCGCUGGCGCUGAGGCGACGGAUACUGGAGCUGAGGAGACGGACGCUGUAGCUCAGGAGAUGGCCGUCGGAGCUGAUGAGACUGAUAUUGGAGCUGAGGAGACGAUUGCCGGAGCUCAGGAGACGGACGCUGCAGCUCAGGAGACGGCUGCCGGAGCCCAGGAGACGGACGCUGUAGCUCAGGAGACCGACGUCGCUCGGUUGCAGGAGACCAUCGUCAGCCUCCGACGGGAGCUGGCGGCUGCUCGGGCCGAAACGGAGCAGCUGAUGGUGACUACCGAUUUGCAAAGGGAGAAUGACGACGCCGUGGCAAUGGAGACGAUCGACAAUCUCCGCCGCGAGCUGGAGACGGCCAGGGAGCAGGCGGAGCAGCUGCUGACGGCAGCGACGGACGAGUCGCUGGAGGCGCUCAACGAUGUGCGCCGAGAGAUGGUCAUUGAACGCGACCGACAGAACGAGGAGCGGAACCUGAUGCGCCACGAGCUGCAGAUGGCCAGACAGGAGGUGGCGGAGGGCGCCGCUGAGGAGCUGCAGGAGGCGGAGCAGGAGCUGGAGACCGCGCGUCAGGAGAUCGAACGCCUGACGGAGGCCGCUGAGGAAGCUGAACGAGCGCGCGUUGCGCAGGCAGAGGCCUUUGCCGCGGAGAGGGCCGAACUCGAGAGAGGUUUUGGCGUGGUACAACGCAAAGUGGAGGAAAUGGAGAGGUCCGUCGCCGAACAGACUGAGCUUAUCCUUCACCUGCAAGCUAGGUGCGCCGCCCCGCCGGCCGCCGAUGGCCAGCCGGAGCCGACUGUAGAGGAACACGCGCCGCCAGAAGACUGGCCAGAAUCCAACUCCGACUCCGAGCCUUCCGAGAUCGACGACUCCGAGCCUUCCGAGGUCGACGACUCCGAGCCUCCCGAGGCCGCGCGAGAGAUGGAUGCUGAGGUGACGACGGCGACACAGCGCCAGGAGGAUGAGAUCGCAACUCUACGCCGGCGUAUAGAGAAGCUGCACGGGGAGCUGUCCGCGGCUAUCUCCGAGGAGAAGUUCCAGGCAGCGGUGGACGAGCGGCUGCGCGGCGUUGCUGAGGGAAAACUGCAUGAGGAGCUAGAGGAUCGCCGAAAAACGCUGGCGGAGGCGGAGCAGGCGACCGAGCUGGCGCAGGCGGAGGUGUCGCGCCUGCAGCGUCAGCUCGAGGCGUCCCGGGCGGAGCUGCGUGUGCAGGUGGAGCAGACGCAGCGGCAGGCUGAACUGGAGCGCGCCGGUCUGCACAGGAAGCUGGACAAGGCGUGCGCUGAGCUGGCCGCCCUGCAGGCGCAGCUGGUUACAGAGGCGGAGGCGGCCGCGCAGCGGUCCGCCGCCGAACAGGCGACCGCUGAGGAGGCGCGGCGCCGUGCACUGACCGAGGACCCGCGCCAGCCGGCGCCGGCGCUCGGCUCUCCCAGCCUGAUGCCGCCGCCGCCGCCGCCGCCCGGGCCGGCGGACGCGGCCGACGCAUCCAUGAUGGACAUGUCGCUAGAUGUGACUGUCUCAGGACUGUCCCUGUCGGCGCUCCGUCCGCCAGCGCCGCCCGCCGGCGAGGCCGUCUCGCUGUUCGACGAGCUGCAGUCGCUGCGCCGACGCUCGGCCGCGCCCACGCCCGCCCCCGCCGCCGCCCCGGGAACACCUGGCUGUAACGCGUCCCAGCUGCUUAGUGAGAGUAUCGAAAUGGACGAGUCAUUGGCGGCGGGCUCGCCGGCUGGUGACCGCUCGGUCUCGGCCGGCCGCUCGGCUCUGGCCAACCAAUCGUCGCUGAGUGAGGUGUCCGUGCUGACCCCCGGCGUGACGCUGGACCGCAGCCUGUUGGCGGCCGACGUGGCGGCUGUGUACGAGGAGCUGCGGCGCCUGCAGCAGCAACUGACAGCCGGCGGUGACUCGCCCGAGCAGCGGGUUCGCCAGCUGCAGGCGGAGCUCGAGCAGCGGGACGAACAGCUGCGGCAGCUGCAGGCACAGCUGGAUCAGCUGCAGCGGCCAGCGGAGUCGGAGGAACGAGCCGAGAACGAGUCUGCUCUGUCGGUACCUGAUUUGUCACAGCUGAACGAUCACUCAACAGCCGGUAUGAGUCUGACUUUGGAAGAUGAUGGUGAGGAGGGUCCUGCGGAGCGGAGCGGAGAGGACGAGAAGCCUGCCGACGCAGAGUUGUCUCAGGAGGCUCCUGACACCGCGGACCGGGCCGAAGUGUCACCAGACUUGGCCUCGGAAGUGGCCAAGGCGCGCUCGCUGCUUGCCGAGCUGGCUGGCCUGCCGGCGGAUGGUGGCGCAUCUUUGCUGGAGCUUAUCCGAGCGCUGCCCCGUACUGACACCGCCGCCGAGUCAGACGCCGGCGUAGACCCGAACGUCACCUGCAGCGGGCCGGAGCCGGCGGAAAUGACGUGCGUGGUACAGGCGGCCGAUCUCGACCUGACGUGCGCGGACCGACCGCAGUCGGACCCAGAGCCGAGUCCCAUGGAGCUGACCUGCGUGAUGCAGGCCUCCCAGCUGGACCUGACGGCGGCGACCGGCUCUGACGAGAGCGCCGCGCCGCUCGAGAUCAGCGUUAUGGACAGCGGCGAGCAGCAGGCACCCGAGGAGGUGACGGUUCAGUUCGGCGACGCCACGCUGGCUGAUCUGUCCCUCGCGCCUCAGCCCGAGCGGCCGGAGCCGGGGACGGCUCUGCGGCAGUCGCGUCAGGAGACGGACGACGUCAGGAGGCAGCUGUUACAGCUGACGGAGGAGCACCAGAACGUGCAGACGCAGCUGGCAGGACUGACGGCGGAGAAGCGGGCGUUGGAGACGCAGCUGGAGACGGCUUCGGCGGAGAAGCAGACGCUGGAGUCUCAACUGGAGGUGGCUUCGACGCAACAGCAGACGCUCGAGACGCAGCUGGAGACGGCUUCGGCGCAGCAGCAGGCCAGUGACCAGGUGGCGGAGUUCCGGGCUCGCGUGGAGGAGCUGACCACCGAGAGGGACCGGCUGGCGGCUGAGCGAGUGGCGCUCGAGCGCAGAGUCAUGGUCUCUGAGGAGGACGCCAGUGAGGCCGAGUCGCGUCUCGCCACCGUCGAGGACAGCACAAAGAAGAUCGAGGCGAACGUGUGGAGUCUGCUGUCCCAGCGUGACGAGCUGUCCGCUCAGCUCGAGCAGGUGACCGUGGAGAAGGACAGCCUGGCCGUGGAGCUGGAGGCGGUGACGGAAGAGCGGGAGGACGUCUCGUCCCAGCUGAGGGAGGUCACUGCCGAGAAGAGGAUGUCGGUGCGUCUGGAGCGCGUCUCCUCGGAGCAACGAGCUGCGGCUGAGCGGCUGAGCGCCGUGACUGCCGAGCGGGACGCCGCCGCUGCGCAGGUCACAGAGCUGACGGAGGGACACCAGGAGCUGCAGCGCCGUAUCGAGGAGGCGCGCCAGCAGCAGGCUGAGAUGGAGAAGCAGCAGCAGCAGCUGGCGGACCAGGACCCGGCCGCUGGCGAGACAGCCGAUCAGCUGCUGCGGCGCCUGGUGGCCGCGCGCGCCAGUCUGGCCAGCGCGCGCGCUCAGCAGGCUAAUGAGCGAGACGUGGCCGCCGGCCUCCGUCAGCUCAACGAGCAGUGUCUGGCCGACAACGAGUCGCUGCGCGCGGCCACGGCGGCAGCCGAGCAGCGACUGGCUAAGCAGACGGCUCAGCUGACCGAGCUGCGCGCUCAGCUGGCCGGCCUGGAUGAGCUGCGCGAACAGCAGCAUCGCGACAGCCGCGAGUGCGAGCGGCUGCGGCGCACACUGCAGGAGGCUGAGGACACCGACCGCGAGCUGACUGCGCUCUCCGCGCGGCUGGUGCGGGCAGAGGAGGCCGCCGCCGCCGCCCGGCGCGCGCACGAGAUCGCCGAGCGGAGCGCCGCCGACGCGGCUGCCGCGCUGGCCGCCGCCACCGCCGGCCAGGAGCAGCACGAGGCGCUUCUCUCCGCGGCUGAGCAGCGCGCCGAGCGGGCCGCCGCCGAGCUGGCUGAGGCCCGCGCUGAGGCCGCGGAGGCGCAGCAGCGUGCUGACGAGCUGGCGCCGCGCCUCUCGCGCGCCGAGGCAGAGCGGGACGAAUGCCGCGCGCUGCUCUCUGAACUAGAGGAGCGCACCGCGCGCGAGACGGAACGGCUGGCGACGGCAGCGGCCGAGAGCAGCGGUGACUGCCGGCAGGCGAGCCGCGAAAUCAGUGACCUGCGCGAGAUGCUAGCCAGUCGCCAGGAGGAGCUGCAGUCGCAGGCCGCCUGUCUACAGAAGGUCCGAUCCAAGCGGCAGGAAGCCGAGAAACUGGCCGAGACGCUGACCGGCGAGCGUGACGCGCUGGCCGCCGAGAAGGCCCGGCUCGAGUCGGAGCUGGCUGCACUGACUGCCGAACGGGACGAGCUGACCGCCACCGGCGCCGCGCUGAGGGAGGAGCUGUCUACCGUGCGCCAGGCCGCCGACGACCUAAAGACUAAACUAUCUGAGACGAGAGGGCGUCUGGAGCGACUGCAGCACUCUGCGUCCGAGCGUCAGUCGCAGCUGCAGUUCGAGCUAGACGAGAGGGAGGUGGGCCUUCUGCACGUCCAGGAGGAGCACGAGCAGCUCCAGCAGCAGCACAAGCAGCUGCAGCAGCAGCACGAGAGCAGCAGCAAC